UGAAGUCACUAGACGGCUGAAGAGUAUAUAUAUAGAGUGAAAUAUGGGGCGGUUAUUCGGAGGAGAGACGAAAUACAGAGAUAUAUAGCAUUUAUAAUCGCAAGGUUGCAAUAAAGUGACUUUAUUAGUGAUGUAAACUCGGAUUCCUUUCUAAUCUAAUUUCCAAGCGCCUCGAGCGAUAUUCCCUCACGAGCCAUGACAAACAGCGGUGUUCUCUCGCGCUGUGAAAACACUAAAAACUGCUGCAUCUGCUGCUAUGAGUUAUAUUUUAACUGUUGCUUUACAAUGCAGGACGAAUGUUUUUAGUUGCAAUGGACGCACGAAUGGAAAGCACUUUUCUUUUCACACUCUUGACCACUUUUUGCGGCGUUGUCAACUCAACAUACGGAACAUGGAAGACCAGUUUUCAUGCGAAUCGUGCGAACAAGGUGGAAAAGUCAUCUCAGCCUCACAUUGUUUUUAUUAUGGUCGAUGACCAAGGGUUUCGAGACGUAGGCUAUCAUGGGUCCGAAAUAAAGACCCCGACGUUGGACAGACUCGCCGCAACAGGAGUCAAACUGGAGAAUUACUACGUGCAACCUCUGUGUAGUCCCUCAAGGAGCCAACUGAUGACUGGCAGAUAUCAGAUCCACACUGGCCUCCAGCACUCCAUCAUCCGACCGACCCAACCCAACUGCCUCCCUCUGGAGAACAUUACUCUUCCUCAGAAGCUGAAGAAUGCUGGAUACUCCACUCAUAUGGUGGGGAAGUGGCACCUUGGUUUCUAUAAACGUGACUGUAUGCCCACGCAACGGGGCUUUGACACAUUCUUUGGCUCUUUGUUGGGUAGCGGUGACUACUACACCCAUUACAAGUGUAACAGUCCAGGAAUGUGUGGAUAUGACCUUCAUGAAGGUGAAGAAGCUGCUUGGGAGCAGGACCAUGGGACCUAUUCCACCCUCAUGUACACUCAGAAGGCUUUAAAAAUUCUGGCGUCUCACAAUCCUAAACGUCCCAUCUUCCUUUACUUGGCCUACCAGGCGGUGCACUCACCCCUGCAGGUUCCUUCCCGCUACCUCGAGCGCUAUAAGUCCAUCCCAAAUUUGCAUCGCCGCAAGUAUGCUGCCAUGGUCAGUUGUUUGGACGAGGCGGUACGCAAUGUAACUCUUGCUCUCAAGCACUAUGGCUAUUAUGACAACACGGUUUUGGUUUAUUCCUCAGACAAUGGAGGUCAGCCAAUGGCAGGAGGCAGUAAUUGGCCAUUGAGAGGGAGUAAAGGGACUUACUGGGAAGGAGGAAUACGAGCCGUUGGGUUUGUGCAUAGCCCAUUACUGGUCAAGAAAGGAACCAAAAGCCGAGCUCUUAUCCAUAUCACGGAUUGGUACCCAACAUUGGUCACACUUGGUGAAGGUACGCUGGAUGAAAACCAGAAUUUGGAUGGUUACGAUGUCUGGGAAGCCAUCAGUGAGGGGCGUCCCUCGCCUCGACUGGAUAUUCUCCACAACAUUGAUCCCAUCUACACCAAAGCCAAGAAUGGAUCCUGGGAGGCAGGAUAUGGAAUCUGGAACACUGCCAUUCAGGGAGCUCUCCGGGUGGGUGAUUGGAAACUCUUGACGGGGGUGCCAGGAUACAGUGACUGGAUUCCGCCCCAGACUUUUUCCACACUUUUGUUGGCCAACCGUUGGCACAAUGAGCGAGUGAGCUGGGAUCGAGGCAAGUCUAUAUGGCUCUUCAACAUUACAGCCGAUCCAUACGAGCGAGUAGACCUGUCCCGACGCUACCCACAUGUGGUGAAGAAGAUGCUGUUCAGGCUUCUGCAAUACAACAAGACAGCUGUGCCAUGCCGCUACCCUCCCAAAGACUAUCGCUCCAAUCCUCAGUACAAUGGGGGGGUCUGGGGACCCUGGCACAUGGAUGAGGAUGAUAAUCUUCUCUCAUAUGAUUUAGACAAGAUGAAGAGUUUGAAGAAAGCAAAACAGAGAGGGACAUUUAAAAGAAAGGCCUAAGAUGUGACUUCCAUUUUGACUUUCGUGAACUCAGGGAUGGAUGCUGACCUAAACUUUCGUGAACCUUUGAGUCUUUUUCACUGAUGUAUCGAACCUGAACUCAUGAAAAAUAACAGAACUGUGGUUACAUAUUUACUAAAUGAUAUUGCGUGGCUCCUUGCACAUAUCCUUGCACAGUUCUGGGGUGAAAUAUCAACUGUGUGGUGCCAAAAGCGGGUUACAUUUUCUUCUAAACAGAUGAGGUUUUUAAGGUUAAACCUUAACGAUAGUGUCAUAAAAAGCAAAUGUGAGAUUAAACAAAAUUGUUGAUGCAACUACAUAAUUUUGUGGUGCUUCUAUUUCACUUUCAGCUCACGUGCCUCUAGUUUUCAUUUCACCAAGCAACUGCGCGAUACGUACAAUGAGCCACGUGAAAGUAAUUUUGAAAAACCUUAGGAAUGGUAACGUGUUUCUAUGAGACCAAGUAGAAUGUAUAGAUUUACCUCCGAUUUCACAAAAGCAAUUUAAAGUGUGUACGGUACUUUUUAUCAAUGUUCAAUUUCCAUCCCAGUUUAAUGUGCUGUGACAACUGUAAGUAAGCCAUAGGUUUACUUACAAAAAACAAAAGUGAAAACACUGUGACCCUGUUCCGCUUUCAAAAUAUUUCUCUGUUUGUUUGAGUGAUUCAGCAUGCCAACUUCUGGCUCAACUAGUGGCUUACAUUUUGAUGGUGCUUUUAUUUUUUAGCAAACAUUUUAAAUGAAAGAAAAUGUAUAUUAUUAUAAAAAGCAAUUUAGAACCUCAGAAAAUAGGAUCAACACAAUAAGAAGCAUUUUAUAUUGAAGUAUAGUUUAUUUUUUGUCAAUGUCAUUGUUUUGCACCAGUUAAACUUGAAUGUACUGUAAGAUCAAGACACUUCUCAUACGAACUCCCUUCAUUUUGCUCACUGGUAAAUUUCAAGUUAAAUAAUGUUACCAACUACUAAUAAUCACAUGGCAGUAUAUUCAAUCAUAUCGAAGUAUACACACUAAAAUACCAGUUGGGAGUAAUUACUGUCCUCUUUUGCAAUAUUUUGAAUUUAAUAGUCUUCUUUCCAUUUAAGAAGGAAAAUUAUAUGAAGCAUUUGUGACAUCUGAGCCAAAGUUAAUCUCACUCUUACUUUGUGAUGCCAAAUUUAUUGUUCUCAGCAGCGAAUAAAUGGUUUGGGUAUAGGCUCAAGUAAUCCAACACAGUAUUGAUUAUUACAGAUAUAUUUAUGGAAGUACCCUUUUAACGAUUUUUAAGGUAUAAUGCUGUAAACAUACAGUAGCUGUGCCAAUACUCUGCAUCCAUAAAGUAUUAUUUCAUGUUUUUUGUUUAGUUUUAUUGCUGUUGUCUUUUUUUUUUUACCUAUAACAGCACAACCAGCCAUCUGAAUUGCAUGCUUGCAUGAACAGCUGCUUUUCAAAAGCAGUGAUCAUAUGCAAAGUUUCCUUAGAAUCUGGGAUUCGGAAUGGCAUCCAAACAACAAAGAUUGAGAUGAUCACGAAUCAUCACGGAUAGCUCUCUCAAGGUUUUAUAGACCACCUUGGUUGAAUUGCAACCCCUAAUGCUAAUAUGCAAUUAUUCCUUGAUAAUAUGGUAAUGUUCAUUGUUUUGUGGUCAAUUUCUUGGCUAAAAAUGCAGUACUUUUUGGCAGUUCAUCUUUUUCUGGCUUUGUUUAGUGACAUAACUUUCAGCUGUGCAGUUAUGUCACGCAUUGAACAAGCCAGAUGCAUAUGAACCAUUUACAGUAACUAUGGCAUGGGGGGUGUGGUCGUGUGUCGGACUGCGGGAGAGAGAGAGAUUGCGG
Messenger RNA from Xyrauchen texanus (razorback sucker), 3795 nucleotides. RefSeq names its product arylsulfatase family, member J (gene arsj). The record is from RefSeq and is a predicted model, not a curated record. The transcript has 2 exons. Lineage: Eukaryota; Metazoa; Chordata; Actinopteri; Cypriniformes; Catostomidae. The coding region runs from base 297 to 1985 and encodes 562 amino acids.